UGGUUGAAAAAUUUGACUACGUUUUUCCAGAAAACGGUCUUGUAGCGUACAAAGAUGGGAAGUUCUUGAGCAAGCAGAACAUUCAGGGUCACCUGGGUGAGGACAUACUUCAAGAUCUGAUCAACUACUGCCUGAGUUAUAUUGCAAAGAUUAAACUGCCUAAGAAAAGGGGCACUUUUAUUGAGUUCCGAAAUGGGAUGUUAAAUGUGUCUCCCAUUGGAAGAAGCUGCAGCCAGGAAGAAAGAAUUGAGUUCUAUGAACUUGAUAAAAAGGAACAUAUAAGAGAGAAAUUUGUAGCUGAUUUACGAAGAGAAUUUGCAGGAAAAGGCCUCACAUUUUCUAUAGGAGGCCAGAUAAGCUUCGACGUGUUCCCGGAUGGAUGGGAUAAGAGGUACUGCCUGGGAAUCAUUGCCAAUGAUGGAUAUAAGACUGUUUAUUUCUUUGGAGACAAGACUAUGCCAGGAGGGAAUGACUAUGAAAUUUUCACAGACUCCAGAACAGAAGGCCACAGCGUCACAUCCCCACAGGAUACAAGAAGAAUCUGUGAAGAGCUAUUUUUUAAAUAA
Pterocles gutturalis (yellow-throated sandgrouse) is the source of this 566-nucleotide messenger RNA. It is a transcript of the gene PMM2, whose product is annotated as phosphomannomutase 2. Gene Ontology annotation, molecular function: phosphomannomutase activity. Gene Ontology annotation, biological process: GDP-mannose biosynthetic process; mannose metabolic process; protein N-linked glycosylation. Lineage: Eukaryota; Metazoa; Chordata; Aves; Pterocliformes; Pteroclidae. The transcript is spliced from 6 exons. Gene Ontology annotation, cellular component: cytosol. The annotation marks the transcript as partial. The record is from RefSeq and is a predicted model, not a curated record.